UUGACCAGUGCUAAAUAGUUUUUUUUUAAUAUGGGAUGUGAAAAGAAGGAUUUUGUGACGAAGUGGAUGAAGUUAAAGUUAGUAGUGGUUGUACUUUCAGUGUUGUUUCGGUGCACAGACUCCGUUGAUUUGCCCAGAUUCGUGGGUCCGGGGUCACAGGUCACGGUGGCUUUGGGAAGAGACGCGGCGAUCACAUGUAGAGUCGACAAUUUACAGACUUAUAAGGUGGCGUGGCUUCGCGUGGACACUCAAACCGUCCUUACAAUAGCAGGCCACGUGAUCACGAAGAACCACCGGAUAGCCGUGAACCACGGGGACGGCGCGUGGACCCUGGUCCUCAGAGACGUGGGCCCCCCCGACGGGGGCCGCUACAUGUGCCAGGUCAACACGGAGCCCAUGAUGAGCCAGACGCAUCUGCUGCAGGUGGUAGUUCCUCCUGAUAUCGACGACACGGUCAGCAGCAGCGAGGUUCUAGUGAAGGAAGGUCAGGACGCGUGGCUGCGAUGCGUCGCCAGUGGAACACCGGAUCCCACUAUCACGUGGAGAAGAGAAGACUCUAGGCACUUCAAGAUUAAUAAAACUUCUUCAGUGUCAAAGUUGAGCAGUCCGUGGUUGAACCUUACUGCAGUGGAGCGCAACAUAUCUGGAGCGUUCCUGUGUAUCGCCACAAAUGGAGUACCGCCUUCUGUCAGCAAGAGGAUACAACUUAACGUUAUGUUUGCACCAUUGGUUUGGGCUGGGAGGAUGGCCAUUCGAGCAUUGUAUGGGAGCGCUGUCACUCUGCAAUGUACUGUGGAAGCAUACCCUGUCCCUCGUGUCUACUGGACGCUGAAUGGGGAGCAAAGGCUUGUCAAUGGUUCCAAGCAUCAGCUGAGCAUGUCCACUCGUGGCUACCGACACACCCUGGCUCUCAUAGUGGAGAAUAUGACCAGGGAUGAUGCUGGAGCGUAUAGAUGUCAUGUGGAGAAUACCCUGGGAAGAGCCCAGGCUGAAAUGUUCUUGCACAUGUUGACAACAACCACGACGACAACAACAACAACAACAACGACGACGACAACGACCACCACGACAACAACGACUACAAAGCCACCACCCACCACCAUGUUACCAUACGACACAGAGAGACAUCUAGAGCAGCUGCAUCGAGGAGUACUGGAUGAUCAAGGACUCGAUGAUCCCUAUAUUGUACUAAGUCAACAUCAAAUGCAGAAUCUAGAAAUGGUGACAACGAUGUGACCUGAGAUGGGGAGCGGUGUCAUCCCCUGGGGCGGUGGUUGGCCCCCGCUUCACGACGCUGCCCCCACCAGGCAAUGCCUUUGGACUGUCACCAUCGUACUAGUGCACAGGUGGAUCUGAACCAGGGUUGUUGAACUUUAGGUUAGUGAA
Pectinophora gossypiella (pink bollworm) is the source of this 1386-nucleotide messenger RNA. Its product is annotated as protein amalgam-like. The coding region runs from base 31 to 1236 and encodes 401 amino acids. The record is from RefSeq and is a predicted model, not a curated record. Lineage: Eukaryota; Metazoa; Arthropoda; Insecta; Lepidoptera; Gelechiidae. Gene Ontology annotation, cellular component: neuron projection. The transcript is spliced from 10 exons.